UCUGCGCACGCGCACUGCUCUCCCCGCCCCGUCGCUAUGGAGUCAGUCGGUGUCGGACCGGAAGCGGCUGUGGUACCGGGAAACGGACCGGAAACGGAGAACUGGGGACCGGAAGACGGAGAUAUCUUGGAGGAAGAGAUUUCUCGUCUUUUAGAGACCGGAGACACCGGAGGAGACCGAGCAGCAACCGGGAUGUCAGAAGACGACUGUUUACUAAAAAAGCUUGAGAUCAGUGUCUCGGAGGCAGAGAAACGGACUGGAAAAAAUGCCGUAAACAUGCAGGAAACAUACACCGCGUACCUGGUAGAGACAAGAUCGUUGGAGCCACCAGCUGAGGGCCAGAAUUCCCCUCUCGAUGCUCUUUGGAGACGAUACAGCGAGUUUGAGUUACUGCGAAACUAUCUCUCUGUCAGCUAUCCAUUCGUGGUUGUUCCCCCGUUGCCAGAAAAAAGGGCAGAGUUUGUUUGGCACAAACUUUCAGCUGAUAACAUGGAUCCGGACUUUGUGGAGAGGAGAAGAAUCGGUUUGGAGAACUUCCUUGUACGAGUUGCUUCGCAUCCCAUGCUCUGCCAUGAUAAAAUCUUUCAUUCUUUCCUUACACAGGAGAGCGGCUGGAAGGAGGCUGUGAAUGAGGCUGGACUACAGAUGAAGACGGACUCCAGAUUAAAAGCACUAAAUGCAACAUUUCGUGUUAAAAACCCAGAUAAGAGGUUUACAGAGUUGAAGCAUUACAGUGAUGAAGUACAGUCUGUUAUUUCUCACCUCCUUCGGGUUCGUGCGAGGGUGGCUGACCGGCUAUACGGCGUGUACAAAGUACAUGGUAACUACGGCAGAGUGUUCAGUGAGUGGAGUGCAAUUGAGAAGGAGAUGGGAGACGGCCUUCAGAGUGCAGGACAUCACAUGGAUGUGUAUGCUGCGUCAAUUGAUGACAUUCUGGAAGAGGAGGAACACUACGCCGAUCAGCUUAAGGAGUAUUUGUUCUACGCUGAAGCCUUGCGGGCUGUGUGCAGGAAACACGAACUCAUGCAAUAUGAUCUGGAGAUGUCUGCCUUGGAUCUGGCGUCCAAGAAACAACAGAGCGAGGAGCUGGCAACAGGGACAAUAAGAACCUUUUCACUGAAGGGAAUGACCAGCAAGUUGUUUGGUCAAGAAACACCAGAGCAGAGAGAGGCCAAGCUCAAAUUGCUUGAAGAACAGAUAGUGGAGGGAGAGGAGCAACUCAAACUGCGCAACGUUGAGAGCAGAGACUUUGUGAAGAACUCAUGGCUGGAGAUCGAGAGAUUUAAGGAGCAAAAGAAUCGGGACCUAAAGGAGGCUUUGAUUAGUUAUGCAGUUAUGCAGAUCAGUAUGUGCAAGAAGGGGAUCCAAGUUUGGACAAAUGCCAAGGAGUGCUUCAGUAAGAUGUGAUCACAGAGAUGACACUCCGUGAAUAUUGCCACACCGUGGGUCUGAUCAUUGUGAGCAGCCAGAGAGCA
Molecule: messenger RNA, 1475 nt
Organism: Pelobates fuscus (common spadefoot toad)
Lineage: Eukaryota; Metazoa; Chordata; Amphibia; Anura; Pelobatidae
Gene: SNX4
Product: sorting nexin 4
Exons: 14
Coding region: 37-1407 (456 amino acids)
Biological process (GO): positive regulation of autophagosome assembly; protein transport
Cellular component (GO): early endosome membrane; SNARE complex; plasma membrane
Molecular function (GO): phosphatidylinositol-3-phosphate binding
Source: RefSeq, a predicted model, not a curated record